Messenger RNA from Neocloeon triangulifer, 981 nucleotides. It is a transcript of the gene Torsin, whose product is annotated as torsin-1A. Gene Ontology annotation, molecular function: ATP hydrolysis activity; ATP binding. Gene Ontology annotation, biological process: cellular response to misfolded protein. Lineage: Eukaryota; Metazoa; Arthropoda; Insecta; Ephemeroptera; Baetidae. The record is from RefSeq and is a predicted model, not a curated record. The transcript has a single exon. Bases 1 to 981 code for a protein of 326 amino acids.
AUGAAAUCCAUCUUUCUACUCUGCGUCAUCAUUUCCCUGAUUCCAACAAAUCGAGCUUGGUGGCCCUCAUUUCCUUCAAUUAUUGGAGAAUGGUGCUAUGAUUGGUGGAUUCCAGCAAACGUCACCCAGUUCCACUCAAACUUUCGACAAGAAGUUUUUGGGCAGCCCUUGGUAGAAAACAUUGUUGCAAAAGCCGUUUUCUCUCAUCUGAGAGAGGCUCAACCCAAAAAGGCGCUAGUCCUGAGUUUCCACGGCUGGCCUGGAGUCGGGAAGAACUUUGUUGCAUCCCUGUUGGUGAACAGUGUUUUUUCCGAGGGAACCAAAAGCAACUUUUACAAGUACUACAACGCCAGAAUUAACUUUCCGGUUGCAAGCAAAGUGCCUCAGUAUCAGGAGCAGUUGAGAGCAGACGUCAAAUCAGUGAUUUCAAAAUGCAAUCGAUCCAUAUUUGUGUUCGACGAGAUCGAUAUGAUGCCCCCAAAGCUGAUUGACGCCAUCCACCCGUACAUUGACUACCAUGAUAAUGUGAACGGCGUCGACCCUCGACACGCCAUAUUUAUUUUCCUGUCCAACAAAGGAGGCCGAGUCAUUGCAGAAACAACCUACGAGCUGUGGAAGGCAAACACGCCAAGAGAGAAAUUCAAUUAUCUCAGUUUUAAAGAGUCCGUGCAGAGGGCUGCAUUCAACGAGGUCGGUGGCCUGCAACACAGCGACAACAUCAACAGUUUCCUGGUCAGCUUCUUUGUGCCCUUCCUGCCCCUGCAGAAACAGGAAGUUGUCGAGUGCAUUAAGGCUGAGCUCAAGAGACGACUGUUCUUCGGCAACGACGAAAACAUCAUUAAGGAAGUGCUUGAACAUAUCGUGUUCACCAAGCCAGACUCUCCUAGUGCUGGCCUCUUUGCAGUCAGUGGCUGCAAAAACAUUGACUCUCUGGUGGGCACUGCCAUAGUUUCCCAAAGAUUUUACAGAGACGAGCUCUAG